Paralichthys olivaceus (Japanese flounder) is the source of this 4117-nucleotide messenger RNA. RefSeq names its product target of myb1 like 2 membrane trafficking protein (gene tom1l2a). The record is from RefSeq and is a predicted model, not a curated record. Gene Ontology annotation, molecular function: ubiquitin binding; phosphatidylinositol binding; clathrin binding. NCBI's taxonomy places the organism in Eukaryota, Metazoa, Chordata, Actinopteri, Pleuronectiformes, Paralichthyidae. Gene Ontology annotation, cellular component: membrane; endosome. Gene Ontology annotation, biological process: signal transduction.
UCUCGUGUGGGCGGGACUCCUCCGGGCCUCAGCCUCCGUCACUCCAGGUCCUGAGCGGAUUGUUUGUUGUCAAGAUGGAGUUUUUACUCGGGAAUCCGUUCAGCACUCCCGUGGGUCAGUGUGUAGAGAGGGCCACAGAUGGAGGCCUGCAGAACGAGGACUGGACCCUCAACAUGGAAAUCUGUGAUAUCAUAAAUGAGACAGAAGAAGGGCCAAAAGAUGCCAUGCGCGCACUGAAGAAGAGACUCAGCGGCAACAAGAACUACAGAGAAGUGAUGCUGGCACUAACGGUAUUGGAAACAUGUGUGAAGAAUUGCGGCCACAGGUUUCAUAUCCAGGUCGCAAACAGAGAUUUCAUUGAUGGCGUUUUGGUCAAAAUCAUCUCUCCCAAAACCAAUCCUCCAACUAUCGUACAAGACAAAGUGCUGUCGCUCAUACAGGCCUGGGCUGAUGCCUUCAGGAGUAGCCCUGAUCUUACUGGGGUGGUUCAUAUUUAUGAGGAGCUGAAGAGGAAAGGCAUUGAAUUCCCAAUGGCAGACCUAGACGCAUUGUCUCCAAUUCACACACCACAGAGGGGUACCCCUGAGGUUGACCCAGCGAUGAUCAAGUACCUAGCCCCUACAUCCCCUGCUGCCGCAGCUCCGAAACCUGCCCCGACCCCUGUUUCUACCCCACCGGUCUCCAACGUGCCCGGUCCCAUUACGGCAACAGCUGAACAGAUUGCCCGGCUGCGCAGUGAGUUGGACAUAGUGAGAGGAAACAUCAAAGUCAUGUCAGAGAUGCUAACAGAGAUGGUUCCCGGCCAGGAAGGUGCCUCUGACCUCGAGCUGCUGCAGGAGCUGAACAGGACAUGCAGGGCCAUGCAACAGAGGGUGGUGGAGCUGAUUUCACGCGUCUCUAAUGAGGAAGUGACCGAGGAGCUCCUCCAUGUCAACGACGACCUCAACAAUAUUUUCCUCCGCUAUGAGAGGUAUGAGAGAUACAGGUCGGGUAGACCCGCACAGAACAACGGGAUGUUGAAUGAGGCCACAGAGGACAACCUGAUAGACCUGGGCCCAGGCUCCCCUGCUGUGGUCACGCCCAGGAUCACAUCCAGCCCUCCACCGCGCUCCACUGCAGGGGCCACUGCCUCCCCAGCCCAUAACCCCACGACAGCAUCGCUGUCCACCGCACUAGCUGGCCUGGAUGUAGGUUCGGACAGCGUGACUGGUACCCUGUCGUCUCUAUCAGGCCACAACCGGGACGACUUUGACAUGUUUGCCCAGACCAGGAGUAGCUCUCUGGCUGAACAGCGCAAGAAUGUAAAGUAUGAGGACCCGCAGGCUCUGGGUGGCCUGGCCUCAGCUUUGGAUGUGAGACAGCAGAAUGCAGGAGGGCUGAGGGUAAAAGGGGAUGAUAACCCAGCAGAUCAGGAGCUGCCCAUAGACAGCUGGCUUAUUACCCAAGGAAUGAUCCCUGUAUCGCAGUCCUCUGUCAUGGAUGACAUAGAGGAGUGGCUCUGUGCUGACGUGAAAGGGGAUCCCACUGAGGAAGGGGUGACCAGUGAAGAGUUUGAUAAGUUCCUGGAGGAGCGAGCAAAGUCAGCAGACACCGUCGCAUCUCCCAUGGGAGCUAACCCUGCUCACCCAGCCCGAGCAUCUGGUGGCUCCCACAAGAAGGCUGAACGGACAGAAGACGCCCUCUUUGCCUUGUAGACUGUUCUCAGAGAACCUUGUUGUCUCUCCAGGGCACCUAAAGGUACUCGACCUAGAUGAUUCCCCAACCAGACAGCCUUUCCAGUCCCAUUUCACAGCUGACUGGCAGUGUUGUUGCAAGAUCUCUCCUCUGCUUUGUCAUUCUCAUGUCAGUGUUGCUCUAACAUACAUUACUGCACUACUCUGAUGCAUUUAACUAUAAAUGCAUGUAUAUUGUUAGUGUGGGAUGUAGUACUCGCGGCCCUGCUUCUCAUUUGUAACACGCCACCAAAGGAAGACGACCUAAUUUGUCUGAUGUGGUUUUAAAAAGUGUUAAAUUACUGCAAGACGAAUCGCUGCAGGUCCAUGCAUUUGAGUCAGUAUGUAGGCCUACAAUUAUGACAAUAUUGUGAUGUGUUACUACAUUCAGCUAAUUGCUAAUUUAUGCAUUUAUUGUUUAAUGGUUUGUUCUGUACUCUGUCCUAGCGCUGUUGUUAUUUAGCGUUUAAGUCUUUUAAAACUGAAUUAUGUGCAGAACACAACAUGUGUUAUAACCCAGUUUGCCUGAGGCAAUGUAAAGAAAAUAGCUAGCAGGCAAAUUCUGCUACCUGGGAAUAUAAUAGUUAAAUUACAGCUAAUCGCAAUGGUUGUACGCCAGCGCUUUUUUUUAACCAAAGGGAAUAGGAGAAAAUUCUAAACAGCAGUAGUUAAGAUUCUCUGCUAUGUAUUUCAAGUAGCUAAGGGGAAGGAACAUGCACAUUGAUUUUUUUCAGUCCUUGUGGUCAGAAAAGACCACAACAAAUCCACAAAGAGAAAUAUAAUAUUGAACACUUGUGUAGCCAUUCCAAAGACGAUAAAGGCUUUAACGACCAACUAGCACUUACUGUUGCCAGUCGAACAAUAAUCACGCCCGAGCAUAUAAAUGUAAAGGGAUCAUGAACAUUUUCCUUCCCCUGCUAUGAUUCAUGUCUGUGCACUUUGAAGCAAAAACAAAUCUGUAUUUUGUCCUUUGUGUUUACAAGAUGGUUACUAUUUUUCUAGGGGAGGGGGAAAUGGUCUGUAGAUUGACUUCGUUUUGCACAACAUAACUUUUUUAACUGUGUAACUGCAGCUCUUGUACCCACAGAUGUGGAGAGAUUAACUUUUAAACUUAUGAUUGCAGAACCUUAAAGUAUUACGAAUUGCAUAAAGACAAGACAAAAAUCUUUGCGCUGUCAUCAUACCUGACCACAAGACUCAAAGUGUAGCUUACAAUAAUGCGCUGUUGUAAAGGAUGUAUUCAAAUAAGUAGAUCUUCACUUACUCAAUACUAUGUAAUCGAUACACCUCAAAAUACAGGAAUUCUUUGUUUCUGUAUCUGGUAAAAAAUAUAUUGGCUCAUUAAAUCCAGACGUCAGAGAGGUUUAUGUAUUAUUUGAUCCCCUGAUUGUAUUUUUAUAGAUCAUUUAAGAGAAAAAAACAUGUCUGUGCCACUUCAUCUUUUGUGGUUCAGGCUAAAACAUGCAGCAAACAAACACUCAUUUGAUUUACACCAUCAAAGACAUAUUUUCAUGCUCAGUGUAUUUUCAUUCUGGUGUGAUUCAUCUGCUGUUGUUGGAGCAGCUGCCAAGGAUUUGUGUGAUUGACUGAUUUCAGCAAAGUAGCUCUGACUUGAGUUUGCCUUUGCUGUACUUAUCACACUUUGAGGCAAAAAACAAUCCCAUCUUCAGUCCAGCUCUUUUGCUGAUGCUCUGUUUUGUUUUAUCAAAGCAGUUUUUCCCCUUCAGUCCAUUGAAGACCAAACGCCUUGUCAAUCUAGACAGUCCAAUUAAAACUCUUCCUAAAUUGUCAAAGUCUAAUUAAACUUUCUUUUUAUCAUUAUAGUCCUUCUGCUGGGGGGAAAUAUAAAUUAUUUUGUGUAUGUAAUCAUAAGGACUAAAUAUUUUAUUACAUAUUAGUUGAGAAGAAAAUACAGAUUAAUGAGCUUUAACUGUCUUCAAUGCAGCAAGAUUACAUAUAGUUUCAAUAUGGGUGCCAGGUAACUGAGAUGAUAGCGUUAAAUCAGCAAUCAACCAUUGUGUCAUUUUUGAAAACUAAACAAAAAAAAGUGACUAAAAAUGUAACAGGAGAUCCUUUAAAAGGGAACUUUUCUCUGUGUUUGUGUGUUUAUGUAUCUCUGGAUCUGUAACAGAGUGUAUUGUGUUACUUGCUUUUAUGAAGCUUAAGUCCUUAUGGCAACAUGUAUUCCUCUCAACAUGGUUACUGAAUGUCUUUUUAAUACUGACGAGACAGAGCAUUUAGUGGAUAUGUUGUGGACACGGCAGACAGAGGCUUGAUUUCUAACUGUUGGGCUCCCGUGUCUGUUUGGCUGUGCCGCCUGCUGCCAUUACUGAUGGUCAGAUUUUUGUUUGACCUAAUGCACGUAUAUAACUGCCCAAUAAAACACUAGCAAUGUGUGACCUCUA